AUGUUUGGUCAACACCCUCGAGGUGAUUCCGAAUUUUGGAAAGUUGUAAGAGAUCAAGGUAUUGUUGAUGAAGAACAUUUACCUUCACCGAUCGAAAGUAUUCAGGAUAAUGAUGUUGAUAAAGAAAUUUCUGUUAGUACAUCUAAGACAAUUGAUAAUAUAAUUGAUAAUAUUGAUUAUCAAGAAUCUCUUAGUUCAAAUGUAACAUGUUUACCCAGUCCUCUAAAUGCUAGCAGCUCUCAAUCUACUUCUCAAUGCCUUCUUGAUUUAUCACCAUCUACUCUGCAUGUUUCACUUCAACAACCGUUGAUUGUUAAUGAUAACCCAGUAACAGAAAAUCUAAUAUCUUUUAAUUCGCCUCCAUCUCCUCAACGAGUAUCAGCAACACUUUUUGACUUACAUAAUUUAACUUUCAGCCCAGUCACAUGUUUAAGUAACGAAAAUAACGUAGUACUUUCAGAUUUACAGUCAAUAUCUACAGCACCUGCUACGAAUUCUAUUUCAAAAAC
Molecule: messenger RNA, 509 nt
Organism: Didymodactylos carnosus
Lineage: Eukaryota; Metazoa; Rotifera; Eurotatoria; Philodinida; Philodinidae
Source: the annotation of a GenBank genome assembly